AUGGCCAAUCGUUUACAAAAUUUCGUAAAAAUAUUUAUUCCUAAUAAUAGUAUAAAAUUGAAUUAUAAGCCAACUCGACUUCAGACAAGCCCUACUUCUCGAGUAUUGCGGAAAAGAAAUAUUGUUCUAAACCAAAAAAUGCCUAAAACAAAACCAAGUUAUUACGCAGUUCGUAUUGGUCGUAAACCUGGAAUCUAUAAAACUUGGGACGAAUGUCAAGAUCAAAUUAAUAAAUAUCCUAAUUCUAGGUAUAAAAAGUUCUUUACAUUAAAAGAAGCACAGGAUUUUUUAUUUGUAUCAUCUCAUGCAUCUCAAGAUUUAGACUUUGUCGAUAAUUCGGUUUCAAGGCUUGUGGUCUGGACUGAUGGUUGUUCACUCAAUAACGGUAGAGAUGGGGCACGUGCUGGUGUAGGAGUAUUUUGGGGUGAUAAUCAUCCAAGGUAUAUAAUAGGUGAUAAACAAACAAAUAAUAGGGCCGAAAUAACGGCCGUCAUUAGGGCUUUAGAGACUUGCCCUGAUCGUGAACUUCCGAUAGAAAUAAAGACAGAUAGCAAAUAUACUAUAAAUGCAUAUGAGUCUUGGAUUCCUAAAUGGAUUAAAAAUGGUUGGAAGACAGCAGAUAAAAAGCCGGUGGAAAAUAAGGAUUUAUUUAUUCGUUUGAUAGAAUUAAUUGAGACAAGACCUGGAAAAGUCACUUUCACAUACGUCCCGGGGCAUGUUGGCAUCCCAGGUAAUGAAGCGGCAGAUCGAUUGGCUAAUAUAGGUGCAUUAAAAGAGAAUGUCGAGGCUGUCAAAAUCACGAAACAAAAUGUUCAAAAUUCACUAAUGAAUUUUACUGAAGAUGACCUUUUUUCAUCGGAAGAAUUAGCCGCAAUUGCAGCUGAAAUCCAUUCAUCACAUUAA
This is a messenger RNA of Dentiscutata heterogama, 903 nucleotides long. The record is from the annotation of a GenBank genome assembly. NCBI's taxonomy places the organism in Eukaryota, Fungi, Glomeromycota, Glomeromycetes, Diversisporales, Gigasporaceae.